This is a messenger RNA of Tripterygium wilfordii, 1406 nucleotides long. RefSeq names its product porphobilinogen deaminase, chloroplastic-like. Gene Ontology annotation, biological process: heme biosynthetic process. Gene Ontology annotation, cellular component: cytoplasm. The record is from RefSeq and is a predicted model, not a curated record. Bases 77 to 1204 code for a protein of 375 amino acids. The transcript has 5 exons. NCBI's taxonomy places the organism in Eukaryota, Viridiplantae, Streptophyta, Magnoliopsida, Celastrales, Celastraceae. Gene Ontology annotation, molecular function: hydroxymethylbilane synthase activity.
ACCCAGAUGCAGAAAAGCCAUCUCCCCCCGAUACAAGUGUCUCUCCGUCUCUCUCGCUCUCUCUCCGCUCUUAUCAAUGGAGAUUUUAUCUUCUCCCUUUACAAGCCACGCUUCUACAUUGCGUUCUCCUUUCCCAGUCAACUUUUUCCGAACCGGGUUUGUGUUUUCUCUUCCGCGCUUAAAGACCCAAGCUUCUCCCAGCAGGAAACGGGGGUUAGCUUUCACAAAGGCCUCUGUAGCUGUCGAACAGCAGACCAUGAAAUCCAAAGUUGCUAUCAUCAGAAUUGGCACUCGAGGAAGCCCACUAGCGCUAGCUCAGGCUUAUGAGACGCGGGAUAAGCUCAUUGCUACACAUUCAGAGUUAGCCGAAGAGGGGGCAAUUCAAAUUGUGGUAAUAAAGACUACAGGAGAUAAGAUCUUGUCUCAACCUCUGGCAGAUAUUGGUGGGAAGGGCCUAUUCACUAAAGAAAUUGAUGAGGCACUGAUCAAUGGCGAUAUUGACAUUGCAGUCCAUUCUAUGAAAGAUGUUCCUACUUAUUUACCUGAAAAAACAAUUUUACCUUGCAAUCUUGAGCGCGAGGACGUCCGUGAUGCCUUUAUUUCCUUGAGUGCCGUUUCUCUUGCUGAGCUUCCUGCUGGCAGCAUUGUUGGGACAGCUUCACUCAGGAGAAAGUCACAAAUACUUCAUAGAUUUCCAUCACUUAGUGUGGUGGAGAACUUUCGGGGCAAUGUCCAGACACGGUUGAGAAAACUCAAUGAAGGUGUUGUCCAAGCGACGUUGUUGGCAUUAGCUGGACUAAAGCGCCUAAACAUGACGAAGAAUGUGACGUCCAUUCUAUCGAUUGAUGAGAUGCUUCCAGCUGUUGCCCAAGGGGCAAUUGGAAUUGCCUGUAGAACCAAUGACAGUAAAAUGGCUGAUUGCAUAGCUUCAUUGAAUCAUAAUGACACAAGAUUAGCGGUUGCCUGCGAGAGGGCUUUCCUUGAGACCUUGGAUGGGUCUUGUCGCACUCCUAUUGCUGGAUAUGCUUGCAAACAUGAGGGUGGGACUUGUAUAUUCAGAGGGUUGGUCGCGUCCCCUGAUGGGACCAGCGUCCUUGAAACUUCUAGAGAAGGCCCUUAUGCUCUUGAAGACAUGAUUUUGAUGGGAAAGGAUGCUGGAAAGGAACUUCUUUCAAGGGCAGGUCCUGGUUUCUUUGGUUGUUAGAUAGCUUAACAGAGGUUGUUUUACCUAUGAGUUCAUUAGUCUUUAUCUGAGAAAGUGAUUUUUAAUGUCCUGAUUUGUUGUAAAGUAGAAGACUAAGUUCCAUGGCUGACCUGAAGAAGGUUAGGCCCUUGCAUGAGUUGUAUUCACUAUGUUAAGAAUCCAAUUUUUCCUCUCUCACUCUCAGUGAGAGAGUUUCCUUUUU